Zalophus californianus (California sea lion) is the source of this 2886-nucleotide messenger RNA. It is a transcript of the gene HMMR, whose product is annotated as hyaluronan mediated motility receptor. The record is from RefSeq and is a predicted model, not a curated record. The transcript is spliced from 18 exons. Gene Ontology annotation, molecular function: hyaluronic acid binding. Bases 163 to 2307 code for a protein of 714 amino acids. Gene Ontology annotation, cellular component: membrane. NCBI's taxonomy places the organism in Eukaryota, Metazoa, Chordata, Mammalia, Carnivora, Otariidae.
CUGGAUUGGUGUGCCCAGGAUUUUGAUUUCAAAUCUGCUGACGUUAGAGGUGGGCGGGGAAUAAGCCGGGAGGUUUGAAUUUGCAGUGAGUAGGCUGUAAUAAGCGGCAGGAAGUUGCGGAGGAGACUUAGUGACCUUCAGUUCGUGGAGCUGGUCGUCAACAUGUCUUUUCCUAAGGCGCCCCUGAAACGAUUCAAUGACCCUUCCGGUUGUGCACCGUCUCCAGGUGCUUAUGAUGUUAAAACGUCAGAAGUAUUGAAAGGACCAGUAUCCUUUCAGAAAUCACAAAGAUUUAAAAAACAAAAAGAAUCUCAACAAAAUCUUAAUGUUGACAAAGAUACUACCCUGCCUGCUUCAGCAAGAAAAGUUAAGACUUUGGGAUUAAAGAAGGAAUCUCAAAAGAAUGAUAAAGAUUUGAAGAUAUUAGAAAAAGAGAUUCGUGUUCUUCUGCAGGAACGUGGUGCUCAGGACAAGCGGAUCCAGGAUCUGGAAGCCGAACUGGAGAAAAUGGAGGCCAAGCUAAAUGCUACAGUCAGAGAGAAAACAUCUCUCUCUGCAAGUAACGCUUCACUAGAAAAACAGCUUAUUGAGUUAACCAGGACUAAUGAGCUACUAAAAUCAAAGUUUUCUGAAGAUAGUAACCAGAAGACUAUGAGAAUUCUAAGCCUCGAGUUAAUGAAACUUAGAAACAAAAGAGAAACAAAGAUGAGGAGUAUGAUGGCUAAACAGGAAGGCAUGGAGGUGAAGCUGCAGGUCACUCAGAAGAAUCUUGAGGAGUCUCAGGGGAAAAUAGCACAACUUGAGGGGAAACUUGUUUCGAUAGAGAAGGAAAAGAUUGAUGAAAAAUCCGAAACAGAAAAACUUUUAGAAUACAUCGAAGAAAUUAGUUGUGCAUCAGAUCAAAUGGAAAAAUACAAGCUAGAUAUUGCCCAGUUAGAAGAAAAUUUGAAAGAAAAGAACCAUGAAGUUGUAAGCCUUAAGCAGUCUCUGGAGGAAAAUGUUGUUUUACGUUCUAAACAAGUAGAAGACCUGAAUGCUAAGUGUCAGCUGCUCGAAAAAGAAAAAGAAGACCUUGUCAACAGGGAUAGAGUACGGGAUGAAACUCUAAAUUCUGAAAUGCAAAACUUAAAGGAGAAACUUACUCUUGAAAAACAGGAACAUGAAAAACUACAACAAAAAGAAUUACAGACUGAUUCACUUCUGCAACAAGAGAAGGAUUUGUCCUCCAGUCUUCAACAGAAGCUAUGUUCUUUUCAAGAGGAAAUGAUGAAAGAGAGGACUCUCUUUAAGGAAGAAUUAAAGCAAGUACUGGAUGAGCUAGAUAAAUUACAGCAAAAGGAGGAACAAGCUGAAAGGCUAGUUAGGCAGUUGGAAGAGGAAACAAAAUCUCGAGCUGAAGAACUAAAACUCCUAGAAGAGAAGCUGAGAGGGAAAGAAGCUGAACUGGAAAAAACUAAUGCUGCUCACUGUCAGGCCACCCUGCUCUUACAGGAGAAGUAUGAUAGUACAGUACAAAACCUUGGAGAUGUUACUGCUCAAUUUGAAAGUUAUAAAGCAUUAACAGCUAGUGAGAUAGAAGAUCUUAAGCUGGAGAACUCAUCACUUCAGGAAAAAGUGGCCAAGGCCGAGAAAAAUGCAGAGGACAUUCAUUAUCAGAUAUUGGCAGUUGAGACCUCAAAUCAAGAAUACGCAAGGAUGCUUCUAGAUCUGCAGACCAAGUCAGCACUUAAAGAAGCAGAAAUUAAAGAAAUCACAGUCUCUUCUCUUAAAACAAUAACUGACUUGCAGAACCAACUCAAGCAACAAGGUGAAGAGUUCAAGAAACAACUGGAAGAGGAAGAAGCAAGAAAAGCUGGAAAACAAAACACAGUGGCAGAGUUAACUGAGGAAAUGAAUAAGUGGCGUCUCCUUUAUGAAGAACUAUAUAAUAAAACGAAACCUUUUCAGCUACAACUGGAUGCAUUUGAAGCAGAGAAACAGGCUUUGUUGAAUGAACAUGGUGCAGCUCAGGAACAACUAAAUAAACUAAGAGAUUCGUAUGCUAAAUUACUGGGUCAUCAAAAUCUAAAGCAAAAAAUCAAGCAUGUUGUGAAACUGAAAGAUGAAAAUAGCCAACUCAAAUCGGAGGUGUCAAAACUCCGCUCUCAGCUUGCUAAAAGAAAACAAAGUGAGACAAAACUACAGGAGGAAUUGAAUAAAGUUCUUGGUAUCAAACACUUUGAUCCUUCGAAGGCUUUUCUUCAUGAAAGCAAAGAAAAUUUUGCUCUCAAAACGCCGUUGAAAGAAGGCAAUACAAACUGCUGUUGAGCUCCUAUGGAGUUUCAAGAAUGAUGCAAGUAAACAUCUGAAAGACCUGUUAAAGAUUAUUUCAUUCUUACUAUUUUUAUUAUUAUUGUUGCUAUUAUUAUUAUGUUUGUAAUGAAUAUUUUUAAUGUAUUUAAUAUUAACUUUCUAUUCUUAGGAAUGUGAAGGGAAGGAAGUUCAAUAUUUUUUACCAGUAUGACUUCUGACAUUUUAUUUUCUAUUGUCUGUACCUCCUCCUUGAUGCUUACCUUUAUCACCUCAUUAUACACCUUCUCACUGGCUUUCCAACUUACAACUCAUCCCAUCCAAUAAACAUUCCUUUAAAAAUUUUUCAGAUUUUUAUUCCCCUACUCUGAAUCCUUAAACAGUUUCAAGAUUCUAAUCUAUAGGUUUUUUAGUUUGAUACCAGAGGCCUUUUCUAAUCUGAACCUCUUAAGCUAGGCUAAAACACCUUGGCUUGUUCUUGCCUCUACUUGGAUUGUCUAAUAAUGUUCAUCCUGUUGUACCCAUCAUCCAUUUAUCCAGUUCAAAUAAGAAAUAAGGGUAUGCCUGGGCGCCUGGGUGGCUCAGUUGGUUGAGCGA